ACCCGAGAUUUGCAUAUAAGGUGGGAAGUUCUCCAGCGACAUUGUCAAGAACCCAAGUGAUACUUUUACAUUUUUAUUUGACUUUCUUCCAUUCGUAAGCAAAAUGCCCUCCGCGAUGGACCAACCAAGCGGGGAACCCAGUGGAAAUAACCCACAGGAAGAGAAGAAGAGCUUGCCGGGUUUAUUUUGCGACGAACGGGGCUAUCUGAACCAAGUGGAGUUCAUCCUGGAGCAUGGCCGCAAGAAGGGAGACCGAACCGGUACCGGCGUCAUCUCUGUGUUCGGCGCCCAGGCUCGGUACAGCCUCCGCGAUCAAUUUCCUUUGCUGACAACCAAAAAAGUAUUUUGGAAAGGAAUCCUUGAAGAGUUGCUUUGGUUUAUCAAGGGGUCGACGAAUUCCAAGGAGCUGUCGGAGAAAGGCGUGAAGAUUUGGGACGCCAACGGCUCGCGUAGCUUCCUGGACAAGUGUGGCUUCACUGAGCGCGAGGAGGGCGACCUGGGCCCCGUCUACGGCUUCCAGUGGCGCCACUUCGGCGCCGAGUACACAAACAUGCACGCCGAUUACACAGGGCAAGGCGUGGACCAGCUACAGAAGGUCAUCGACACCAUUAAGAGUAAUCCAGAGGACAGACGUAUCAUCAUGUGCGCGUGGAACGCUAAAGACUUGCCACUGAUGGCGCUGCCGCCCUGCCACGCCCUGUGCCAGUUCUACGUGUGCGAUGGCGAGCUGUCUUGUCAGCUGUACCAGCGCUCGGGCGACAUGGGCCUGGGCGUGCCCUUCAACAUCGCUAGCUACGCCCUCCUCACGUACAUGAUCGCGCACAUCACGGGCCUCCAGCUCGGCGACUUUGUCCACACGUUGGGCGACGCCCACAUCUAUGUCAACCACGUGGAGCCGUUGAAAGUGCAGCUGCAGAGGGAGAUCCGCCCCUUCCCCAAACUGAAUAUCCUGCGAAAAGUGGAACGCAUUGACGAUUUCCGCGCCGACGACUUUGAGAUCGUGGACUACAACCCGCACCCGGCCAUUAAGAUGGAUAUGGCUGUGUGAGACCUGUUGCUUUUUUAGUCCGAAAUUGUCAAAAAAAGGUUCAUAAACACCUCAUAAAGUACAUGUUGCAAAGGAGACAGUCAUGCAGACAGAACUGAAGAAGACUUCUCCUCCUACUCAGUAAGUUGUUGGAAUAUUAUUCUUUUUUUGUUCGAGGGUAGGAAUGUAGGUGAUAUGUAAGUGCUUGAAAGUGGCGGCCCAUAAGAUAGCCUAGCUGUCAAGUCAUGUAAGGGAAUUUGAUGUGGUUCCGGUUAUUUUGCCGACUAAACUCAAGUCAUUCGGCAAACCAUAAUGUUGCGCUUUUCAAGCCGUGUUUAAAAAAAUAAGCAGAUAAGCUAACCUUCCUUUGUACGCAUGUUUAAAAGUGGGUUGUAUUGUAUUGUAUUGAAAAUGUUAUUUAAAUAAAAUGUGCGGUGGGCUUUGA
Messenger RNA from Syngnathus typhle (broad-nosed pipefish), 1472 nucleotides. It is a transcript of the gene tyms, whose product is annotated as thymidylate synthetase. The transcript is spliced from 6 exons. The coding region runs from base 104 to 1048 and encodes 314 amino acids. Gene Ontology annotation, molecular function: thymidylate synthase activity. Lineage: Eukaryota; Metazoa; Chordata; Actinopteri; Syngnathiformes; Syngnathidae. Gene Ontology annotation, cellular component: cytosol; mitochondrion. The record is from RefSeq and is a predicted model, not a curated record. Gene Ontology annotation, biological process: dTMP biosynthetic process.